CAGAAAGGGGGAGUGAGAGAGAAAGACUGUGAGAAAGAGAGAAAGAGAGAGACAGUGAGAGAAAGAGAGAGAGAGAGAGAGAUACUAACUUGUAGGAGGUCCUCAGUUGUCACUAUGUAAGUCUGUCGUCAACAACAUUAAUCUAUCACUGCAGCACCAUGUGAGAUUGUCUGACUACUGAACAUCUGAACAUCUGAACAGAAGACAAGAACCUUCUAAACAUCUAUGAGAUCAGAUCGAAGAAGUUAGGCUUCAGUCAUCAGACUCCAUCAGACAUGUUUGUGACUGUGAUACUUGGAGAGAAAAGAGCUGAGCUCCUCAACCUCAACUGCCGGAUUAUAAAUUUCAUCCAGUGUUUAAAAGAAAAAUGCAAACUGGAUCCACAAGUACAAGUGGACUUGCUGGACCGAACUGGUGAGCUGAUGCACUUGAUGGAGAUGGAGACGGAGCACAGCAUGGAUCCCGUCAGCACUUUACUGAAAGGCCGACAGAGCUACAUCGUGUUGAGCGUGUCUCGCGCUAAUGACAGCGAGGAGCUUCAGUAUUCUGCAGUGCAUGAUGGGGAUUUAAAAAAAAGUCAUCCAGAGCUAGAAGUGAUGUUGAGGAAGCUGUCAAAUCUUUCCAAAAAGCGAGACAAAAGGUCUGCGGUAAAGAAAGGAUCUGUCAGUCACAUCAAAACUAAAGGCACUUCCACCUCCACUAAGAGCGCUACUCCGGCACCCGAGAGCUAAAAGAAAGGAAACGCUUGAGCUCGAGAUAUUGCAGCUUUAAGAAGUCACACUCGCUGGCUGUGGCCUGGGGUACGCUGAGUGUCUCAUGCUGCCUGUCUACUACAUGCCACAACAGAACCUUAGGAGGAAAAUAUUUCUAUCCCGUUUUCCUUUAUUCCUUUCUGUUUUUGUCCUUCAAACAUAUUUCAAUUUGUCUGUUGUGUAUUUUUUUUAUACUGUUUUUUAUUCCCACUCCAUCCACACAUCCAGACCUGGACUCUGAGUCACUCAGACACACGGGUCAUGUUUAACAUCAUGUAAAAACCACAGCUUCUUACAGCAUCAUAUAAAAUACAAGAAUUGCAAAAGUCACUGUAAGAAACUGUGUGUUAAUUUAAUGGUAAUGAGCAUUUUAAGAAAAUAAAAGCACAUUAUAACACG
Molecule: messenger RNA, 1151 nt
Organism: Tachysurus fulvidraco (yellow catfish)
Lineage: Eukaryota; Metazoa; Chordata; Actinopteri; Siluriformes; Bagridae
Exons: 5
Coding region: 276-731 (151 amino acids)
Source: RefSeq, a predicted model, not a curated record